AUGGAGCGAGUGGUCUGUGUAUCUCAUGCCAGAGUCCCUAUCGUGAAGAUUUGGGACCCGCAAUUAAAGAUGGCCUGUGACAUGAAUGUCAACAACACACUAGCUCUAGAAAACACACGCAUGAUCCGGACCUACGUGGACAUUGAUGAGAGAGUCCGGCCAUUGGCCAUGAUCAUCAAACAUUGGACGAAGCGACGUGUCCUCAAUGAUGCUGCACUCGGUGGUACAUUGAGCUCUUACACCUGGAUAUGCUUGAUUAUCAAUUUUCUCCAGACUCGCGAUCCACCUAUCCUACCGAGCCUUCAGCAGCAACCGCAUAAAGCUCAGAAAGUGAUAGAUGGCGUUCAAGUCUCGUUUGAUGACGACCUCGAAUCUUUACGGGGAUAUGGCCAUACCAAUAAGCAAACACUUGGGGAACUGCUUUUUGAAUUCUUCAGGUAUUACGGUCAUGAGGUGAAUUAUGAGAAGCAUGUUGUCUCCGUUCGUGAAGGGAAAUUGAUUUCCAAGGAGGAUAAGGGUUGGCAUCUUCUGCAGAACAAUCGAUUAUGUGUGGAAGAGCCGUUCAAUACAACUCGAAAUUUGGGAAACACGGCAGAUGACACCUCAUUUCGCGGUCUACAUACGGAAUUACGCAGGGCAUUUCAAGCCAUCGGUACUGCUGAUCUGGAGAAAUGUUGUGAACAAUUCGUCUUUCCACCUGAAGAAGAACGUAUUUUCGAGCGACCGACCCCUCAACCUCGCCCAAUCAUUGCUCCAAUACUCCCUACCCAACCGUCUAGCCGCGGUGGCCGCGGCGGUGGCCGUGGUGCGAGACAUUCAAAUAACUACGGCCGUGGUGGGAAUAAUUCAUCACGUCGUUCUUCCAGUGCGACAAAUCGCAGCACAAAUGGCAACGGUUACCGGUCUAACAAUCUCCCACUAUCUCCAGACAUAGGUAACAUGCAUGCUCAACAGGCGCAGUUUUUCCUUCAUGAUCAACUAUUUCAACAGAUACAGUUUCUACAGGCCCAGGAGCAGGAGCUGCGAAUACAGUUGCAUAAUCAAUCACUGUUAACCGGUCGACCCCCACCAGUGCUAAUUCGCCAACCUUUGAUCCAGUUCUCUUUCCCACAGCAAGAUGUCAGCACGGAUGAUAGCUCUCGAGCUCGGGCAGGAACCGUCAAUCAUCCACCAAUGACCCCAUUGCGUCCUGGGAUGUUUUACGCUCCAACCUACGUACAAGUUGCCCCAGCAGCCGCACAAGGAAGCAAUACCAAUCCUCCAUCUCCAUCACUUGCUCAUGCCGUUCCUGAUCUUCGCCGCAAUCCUCGUCGGUCUUCUGUCGCGAAUGGCUCACCGAGUGGAUCUUUACGCUCCCAUUCGCAGCCCGCAAGGUCCAUGCACUCUCCGGUUAUGCAAGGGUUGGCUCCAUUGCACUCCUCAAUACCUAGUGAUGCCUCUCGCAGUUCAAGAGAUCGAGCGCCGCCGGGCUCUCCAGGUCGGACUGAUACCGAAACCUCGAGCCUCAAUUCCCUUUCGGCAACGACAGUGACUACUCCCACGUUCUUUGAUGAACAUCGACCCGCGGAGUUUGGUGGCUAUUAUGUAAUGCCACAUACUUAUCAUCCCGGCUACAUGGCGAUGUCUCUCCCCACAACAGCGUAUCUUCAGACCGCGGAUUAUCGUACAGGUAUGCCUGUGUAUAGUGAUCCGUUUGGUACUGCAGCAGACACUAGCUUUACACCGAGUGCGCAACCCGUGUCACCACGUGGAUACUCGGUGCCUGCGCAGACACAACGCGAUCGCGGUGGGCCUCUGAUCAUCGAUGGGUCCGUUCCACCUCAGGAGUCCAAAGCAUCUUCUCGUGAUGAUUACUCAGAUCGAUAUGUUAGUCCUUCUGGAAUGAGUGACACUGUAGUCGGCUGGGAAGUACCAUCUGAGAAGGCAGAUGUGUUUGUCAAUGGUGUUCAGGACAAUACUUUCGAGAUGGAUCCAUUCUCAAUGACCAAAGAGCAGGAUUGCCAAACUCCGAUUACGAAAGACGCAGACUCGAAUCUUAAAGAACGUUUCCAGGGACUACACAUUGCUAAUGUCAAUCAUUCCGAACCACUCAAGUCGUUUUCGGAACGAAAGGGUGGGAAGCCAGGGUAUGUCAAUGGAGAGUUUUCGCCAUCUAGACAUUCUCACCAACAACGCCAUCAAGGAAAAUCAAGUGACAAGUCGUCGUCAACAGGGAAUCACACUGGCAAUAAAGAUACGCUUUCGUCUUCACCUACACACCGAAAUCGUCCAAAUGGUGCGGACUCGGAUAAGCCGAACGGGGUCAGUCAUAACCAUAACCACAAGCCCAAACCGAAAGCCUCGCAGGAUACGCAUGCAGGCUCACAUUUGUCCUCGUUGAAUCGGAAGGACGCUCAACCAGCUUCGCUGCCUCGGAAACCUGACGGGUUACCACCCCUAAACGGCGGCCGGGAUCAUAACCACUCUAAUGGAGGGUGGCAGACCACCAAAAAGAAGCAUCGGCGCAACGUGAAAUCAGUGGCGGAGCCUCAACACCAUGCGCACUCGGAGCCUCUACCGGUGGACGAAUCUCUUCGGAAGGGCGGUUGA
Talaromyces amestolkiae is the source of this 2589-nucleotide messenger RNA. RefSeq lists its product as uncharacterized. Gene Ontology annotation, biological process: RNA 3'-end processing. The coding region runs from base 1 to 2589 and encodes 862 amino acids. The record is from RefSeq and is a predicted model, not a curated record. Lineage: Eukaryota; Fungi; Ascomycota; Eurotiomycetes; Eurotiales; Trichocomaceae. The transcript has 2 exons. Gene Ontology annotation, molecular function: nucleotidyltransferase activity.